AUGUUUGCAAGGGUAAUAAUUGCGGUCAGCGUGCUUCAAGUCAUCGCUUGUGCCUGUCCAGAGUGUGUGAAGUACAACAAUCCGUACCCAGUCCACUUCAAAGGCACUGAGAAGUUUUACGAAUGCUCGUGCGUCCAAGAUCUGUCUGGCUGCCCCACUGACAAAUUUCUAUGCCCUGCAGGCCAGAUGUGCACAAUCAAGCCCAUUCCAACUUGCACGUUCACUCCCUGCGGACUCAAAUCUGCCGUCUGUGAACCAUUCACUUCCUGUCCGGCGGUCACGUGCGCUGACAAAUGUUCGGUGAGUGGCUACAUCAGGGACCCCAACAACUGCCAGACCUGCUCCUGCGUUGACCCAUGCAAAGAAACAACGUGUCCGGUCGACAAGAAAUGCAUCAAGACCAACAUGAUAGGGACCGGCUUCAUUGGCAUGUGCUACUGA
This is a messenger RNA of Helobdella robusta, 441 nucleotides long. RefSeq lists its product as hypothetical. The transcript has 5 exons. Gene Ontology annotation, molecular function: serine-type endopeptidase inhibitor activity. The record is from RefSeq and is a predicted model, not a curated record. The coding region runs from base 1 to 441 and encodes 146 amino acids. NCBI's taxonomy places the organism in Eukaryota, Metazoa, Annelida, Clitellata, Rhynchobdellida, Glossiphoniidae.